AUGUCUGCCUCAUUAGAUAAAUCAUUAGAUGACAUUAUUUCAUCAAACAAGAAAACUUUUAAAUCCAAAAGACCAGGUGCUAAAUUUGGCGCUAAAGGUGGCAACCGUGUUGGUAAGAAAAUUGGUGGUACUAAUAAUAACAAAAAACCAAUAGCCAAAUUCAACAAACCUGCUGCUGCUGUUGCUGCUGCCGUUCCUGCUAUUGAUUUGAGUUACGCUACUAAAGUUAAUGUUUCUGGUUUACCAAAGGACUUGAAACACGAUAACAUUAAGGAAUUUUUUCAAUCACAAAUUGGUGGUGUGCAAACUGUGGCCUUGAGUUAUAAUGAAAAAGGUCAAUUCAAAGGUUUUGCUACUAUUGUUUUCAAAUCCAGUAAAUUUGCAACUGCUGCAGUUGAUAAAUACAAUGGUGCUUCCAUUGAUGGAGGUGCUGCCAAAUUAAGAUUAGAAUUAAUUAUUGAUACUAGUAAGAAACCAUUGGCUGCCAGAAUUGCUCCAAAUGCAAAGGCUGCUGCCGCUGCUAAAACCGCUGGUGGUAAGAAGAUUGCUGCUGCUAAAAAUGCUCUUAAUAAAAAGAAGGCUGGUCCUGGCAACAAAAACAACAAUAAGCAAAAGAAACCAAAACAAAAGAAGAAGACUAUUGAAGAAUUAGACCAAGAAAUGGCUGAUUAUUUCGAAAAUUAG
Candida albicans SC5314 is the source of this 684-nucleotide messenger RNA. Its product is annotated as RNA-binding protein. Gene Ontology annotation, cellular component: nucleus. Bases 1 to 684 code for a protein of 227 amino acids. Gene Ontology annotation, molecular function: mRNA binding. The transcript has 2 exons. The record is from RefSeq and is a predicted model, not a curated record. Gene Ontology annotation, biological process: mRNA export from nucleus. Lineage: Eukaryota; Fungi; Ascomycota; Pichiomycetes; Serinales; Debaryomycetaceae.